GCAGGGACCACAUUUAUCACUGCUACCUGGCCCGGACUCUUGCAGCCCGGAUUGCUUCCCUUCCUGCCACCUCAGGAGCCUGCCUGCCUGCACACCUGCCACAUCGCACCCCAACACUCGGGAGCCUCAUGGCUGCCACUUGUGAGAUUAGCAACGUUUUCAGCAACUACUUCAGCGCCAUGUACAGCUCGGAAGACCCCGCCCUGGCCCCUGCCCCCCCUGCGGCCGCCCCCGCCUUCAGUGCUGAUGACUUGGUGCUGACCCUGAGCAACCCCCAGAUGUCGCUGGAGGGACCAGAGAAGGCCAGCUGGUCGGGGGAGCAGCCCCAGUUCUGGUCGAAGACUCAGGUUCUGGACUGGAUCAGCUACCAAGUGGAGAAGAACAAGUAUGAUGCCAGCUCCAUUGACUUCUCACGGUGUGACAUGGAUGGGGCCACACUCUGCAACUGUGCCCUUGAGGAGCUGCGUCUGGUGUUCGGGCCUCUGGGAGACCAACUCCAUGCCCAGCUGAGGGACCUCACUUCCAGCUCUAAUGACGAACUCAGCUGGAUCAUUGAGUUACUGGAGAAGGACGGCAUGGCUUUCCAGGAGGCCCUAGGAGACCCAGCCCCCUUUGACCAGGCAAGCCCUUUUGCCCAAGAGUUGCUGGACGACGGUCGCCAGCUUAGCCCCUACUACGGCGGCAGCUAUGGCGCCGGAGCCCCCUCCCCUGGCAGCUCAGACGUCUCUACUGCAGGGACCGCUACUUCCCAGAGCUCCCACUCCUCAGACUCCGGUGGAAGUGAUGUGGAUCUGGACCCUACCGAUAGCAAGAUCUUCCCCAGAGAUGCCUUUCCGGACUAUAAGAAGGGGGAACCCAAACAUGGGAAGCGAAAACGGGGCAGGCCCCGAAAGCUGAUCAAAGAGUACUGGGAGUGCCUGGAGGGCAAGAAAAGCAAGCACAAGCACGCCCCCAGAGGUAUCCACCUAUGGGAGUUUAUCCGGGACAUCCUCAUCCACCCUGAACUCAACGAAGGCCUCAUGAAAUGGGAGAACCGGCACGAGGGUGUGUUCAAGUUCCUGCGCUCAGAGGCUGUGGCCCAACUCUGGGGCCAAAAGAAAAAGAAUAGCAACAUGACCUACGAGAAGCUGAGCCGAGCCAUGAGGUACUACUACAAACGGGAGAUCCUGGAGCGGGUAGAUGGCCGGCGGCUCGUCUACAAGUUUGGCAAGAACUCCAGUGGCUGGAAGGAAGAGGAGGUCGUGGCGAGUCGGAACUAAGGGUGGGAGACUGGAGCCCACCCCUGACUCACAGACUCUCGGACUAGAGGCCUGUGGCGCCCUUGGGAAGACAGGCAGGCCAGAUGGCCCCCUGCGUGUGGAUAUGUUCUCUGUGGCGCUGUUGGAGAGAAGUUCAAGUUGGGUGCAUUGUCGGCGGUGCCCUGAAGAGGCCUCUCCUCCCUGCCCUCCUCGUGGAAUUACAAGCCCUGGGGUUUGAAGCGAUGAUGUGCUCGCUGACUCUACAGCUGCAAGUAUGGCUCCCUCCAGUUCCAGCGCUGGCUGCAGAGAGCAGCCUCCUCCUGCGGGUGCCAAGGAGGCCGAGAAGACUGGGGGCGCACAGGGACAGAGGGGACAGGGCUGUGGCCUCCAGCACCUUCAUUCUGGACCGGCUUCCGCCUCUCUGCUAAGUACUCAGGCUCCACAGGUGGGGGUCAGAGUAUCCCUAAUUUAUGUGCUAUAAAUGUAUCGGGUGUACAUAGAGAUCUAUUUUUUCUAAAGCAUUCCCCUCCCUGCUCUUCUCCCACCGAGGUCUGGUGGUUCUAAUCCCCCAGCUGGGGGAGGGAGAGGCAGGGUGAUUCUAGGCUCCUCACAAUGGGGGUCCUGGGUCCCUUCUGUGAAUGGAGGCGGAGACCUCCAAUAAAGUGCCUUCUGGGCUUUUUCUAACCUU
Molecule: messenger RNA, 1926 nt
Organism: Jaculus jaculus (lesser Egyptian jerboa)
Lineage: Eukaryota; Metazoa; Chordata; Mammalia; Rodentia; Dipodidae
Gene: Elf3
Product: E74 like ETS transcription factor 3
Exons: 9
Coding region: 129-1259 (376 amino acids)
Biological process (GO): cell differentiation; regulation of transcription by RNA polymerase II
Cellular component (GO): nucleus
Molecular function (GO): sequence-specific DNA binding; DNA-binding transcription factor activity, RNA polymerase II-specific
Source: RefSeq, a predicted model, not a curated record